GUCGCGAACUUGGCCUGCUCAAUUUCCAAUAACGAAGAUGGUGUGAAAUUAGUCCGAAUGGCGGCCACUCAAAUCGAUAGUUUGUGUCCACAGGUGAUCAAUGCCGCUCUGACAUUGGCUGCCAGGCCCCUGAGUAAAGUGGCUCAGGAUAAUAUGGAUGUGUUCAAAGACCAAUGGGAGAAGCAGGUUCGAGUUCUUACAGAGGCUGUAGAUGACAUCACAUCUGUAGACGACUUCCUUUCAGUCUCUGAGAACCAUAUACUAGAGGACGUCAACAAGUGUGUCAUCGCCCUACAAGAAGGAGAUGUUGACACCCUGGACCGAACGGCGGGUGCUAUCCGAGGUCGUGCUGCCAGAGUAAUACAUAUUAUAAAUGCAGAGAUGGAGAACUAUGAAGCAGGCGUUUACACUGAGAAAGUUCUGGAAUCCACCAAGCUGCUGUCAGAAACUGUAAUGCCCCGUUUUGCUGAACAAGUGGAAGUCGCCAUUGAAGCACUGAGUUCCAAUAUCCCCCAGCCAUUUGAAGAGAAUGAGUUUAUAGACGCUUCUCGCCUGGUAUAUGAUGGUGUUCGGGACAUCAGGAAAGCGGUACUUAUGAUAAGGACACCCGAAGAACUAGAAGAUGACUCUGACUUUGAACAAGAAGAUUAUGAUGUCCGAAGCCGAACAAGCGUCCAGACAGAAGAUGACCAGCUCAUAGCAGGACAGAGUGCAAGAGCAAUCAUGGCCCAACUCCCGCAAGAAGAGAAGGCCAAAAUUGCAGAGCAGGUGGAGAUCUUUCACCAAGAGAAGAGCAAGCUGGAUGCUGAAGUAGCCAAAUGGGAUGAUAGCGGCAAUGACAUCAUCGUACUGGCCAAACAGAUGUGUAUGAUCAUGAUGGAGAUGACAGAUUUCACCAGAGGGAAAGGUCCGCUAAAGAACACAUCCGAUGUGAUUAACGCUGCCAAGAAGAUUGCCGAAGCCGGCUCCAGGAUGGACAAGCUGGCACGCGCCGUUGCUGAUCAGUGCCCUGAUUCAGCAUGCAAACAAGAUCUCCUCGCCUACCUGCAGCGCAUUGCCCUCUAUUGCCACCAGCUCAAUAUCUGCAGCAAAGUGAAAGCAGAGGUGCAGAAUUUAGGAGGAGAGCUCAUUGUUUCAGGGUUGGACAGCGCCACUUCCCUGAUUCAAGCAGCCAAGAAUCUGAUGAACGCUGUUGUGUUGACCGUGAAGGCUUCAUAUGUGGCUUCCACUAAAUACCAGAAGGUGUAUGGCACGGCAGCUGUGAACUCCCCCGUUGUCUCCUGGAAGAUGAAAGCUCCAGAAAAGAAACCUCUAGUAAAAAGAGAGAAACCUGAAGAGUACCAGACCAGAGUACGACGAGGAUCCCAAAAGAAGCAUAUUUCCCCUGUCCAGGCUCUAAGUGAAUUUAAAGCAAUGGAUGCCUUCUAGAACUCUAGGCUUUACUAAAUGGUUGUUAUUUUUUUUUAAGAAGUCAUUUUGUAUGCUUACCUGCCGACUUGUAUGUGUCUGGCAUGAUCUAAAUCUUAGCACUGUCUAUUUGCAUGCUACCCAAGAUUUUAUUGGAGUUAAAAUACAUUGAGCAAGACAAGAAAAUGAGUAUAUUGACCUCUGAUAAAUUUCUAACUUGUAUUUUGGCCCUAAUCCCAUCCCGAAGCUUUGAAACAUGAACAGGAGUUAGCCAGUGGAGAAUAUUGAGUUGUAGGCUACCAGCGAUUUCUAGGUGCUCUAACUGCUUGAUCAAAAAUCACCCAUGCCCGCAUGCCUAAAUCAAUCUUUA
Molecule: messenger RNA, 1777 nt
Organism: Nanorana parkeri
Lineage: Eukaryota; Metazoa; Chordata; Amphibia; Anura; Dicroglossidae
Product: catenin alpha-2
Exons: 9
Coding region: 58-1428 (456 amino acids)
Biological process (GO): cell migration; cell-cell adhesion
Cellular component (GO): adherens junction; catenin complex
Molecular function (GO): beta-catenin binding; actin filament binding; cadherin binding
Source: RefSeq, a predicted model, not a curated record